This is a messenger RNA of Anopheles gambiae (African malaria mosquito), 11056 nucleotides long. RefSeq names its product dorsal-ventral patterning protein Sog (gene sog). Bases 2601 to 5567 code for a protein of 988 amino acids. NCBI's taxonomy places the organism in Eukaryota, Metazoa, Arthropoda, Insecta, Diptera, Culicidae. The transcript is spliced from 10 exons. Gene Ontology annotation, molecular function: protein binding. Gene Ontology annotation, biological process: multicellular organism development. The record is from RefSeq and is a predicted model, not a curated record.
GUUGGAUUUUGGGUCUGUAGUUCGCUUUGCUUUAUUUUUUUAUUUAUUUUUUUUAUUUUGCAAACCAACUCGUACGCGUGUUUGCCGCCCCGGUUGCGCAAAAGCGAUGGCGCGAGCGCGCGCGCGCGCGCGCACCUACGCUCGCGUAUCUAGCGCCAGCAAGACAGCAGCCAAGAAGCAGUAGGUAUUAGCCACACCGUGCGUGAAGUUGUCCGUGUGCCUCGCCCUGCGCUAGUGAUGCGACCGCGACCGCCGUGCCAAAGCACGAACCAACGGCUGCAACACCGCUGCCGAGUCCAAAACGAGCCGAGCGCCAAAGCCGCGGUGGUGACCGUGCGACCGUUCUGUGUGCUGCGCAAGUGAACGUUUUUAUUCUCUCGCCCCUGUGAAAGUGUGUCCCUGGGGAGCGUGCAGCGGAAGACUCCAGACUCCGGGACUAGGGACGCUCGUUAAAAGCGCCCAAGUGCCCUCUAAAGGCUGCGUAUACAGUGUGUGCAGUGUGUGUGUGUGUAUGGAACGUAACGGACACUUUUUUGGUACAACCCAGCCGGACAGGCGUCGGUCAGUCUUCGGUCGCUGGUGUGUGUGUGUGUGUGUUGGUUAGUUGUUUAGCGGUUGCGCGCGCGCGCGGGAGAGAGAGAGCGCCAUCUACCGGGCGCCGAUAAUACGCAAGGCCGCCUACUCAGCAGCAGCAGUAGCAGCUGCCAGCACAGAGAUCUUCGCACGGGAGAUCGACGAUCAAACGCAUAUCGAACGACAAACGACGACGACGACAUCCGAUACAAACGACCACAACAACAACAACAACAACCACUACAUUGGCAAGGAUCGUGCGAGUGGUUUGCUAUUCUCGUGUUCUUCUUGACACACGCAAACACAGCACACACACACAGCACACAAUCGGUUUGACGAGACGGGAAAGGAAAGGAAAGGAAAAACAAAUCGCUCCCCCGGUAAUCGGUGGGCAGAAGAUUUAUAUCAACAACAACAAAAAAAGGUGAGAGAAAAACCACCGAACCUCCCCCCCCGCCGUAAUCUGACGUAGAGACCCGUUUGUGUGUGCGUGUGUGUGCGCCUGCACGCUCCGAUCGUGGUGAGCGUGUGGUGGCGCGCACCUGGAUCGUCCCCAGCCCAGCGCACAGCCGCCCAAGGUGUGAAACGGCGGCGGCAGCAGCUGUAGUGGAGCCCCGGAGCCACCGUGACACCCAGAACCAGAACGUGGAUACCCCGCAAUUGGAUACAGCGACCAAGAGAGACAGGGAGAGCGAGAGAGAACGGAGCUGUAACUGAGUAACCACUGGGUGCGGGUGUGUGUGUGGGAGAGAGAGUGAGAGAGGGGGUGGGAAACCCGCGAGGCGAGACAAUUUAUCAUCGGCCGCGCACGCCGCCGCGUGCUGUAGUUUUCGCACCGUUCCGGCCGCCCAGGGCACAAAACGAGAGCGCGCGUACGCGAGAGAGAGAGAGACAGACAGCGAGAGAUAGAGAGAGAGCGCGCGCAUAUCGUGCAGCAUCUUCACCAGCAGUCUCGAGAACCGCCGCGCGACGCCUAAAAACGAAAAGCGCAGCAACGAGACACGCAGGAAGGUCCACCACCACUCCCCUACUCCGCGCCGCUGUCAAUUUUGCAGGGGACGAAUCAAAACCGCGCAACGCGAAUGAUUUGCAACUCGCACCAAGUGUUUGGCCGCGAAGUGCAGGAAAAUGUAAGCAGCCGCCGGGCAGCAGCAGCAGCCGGUGCCGCUACUAGACGAACGAUCGAACGAACGGAAGCAACGCACGGUGGGACCGCACCGAGCAGCAGCGUCGGCAGGAGCAGCCAGUGCAGCAGUGCCGUCGGCCGCCGGCCCGCGUACCGGUGGACGCGCCCGAAGCAGCGCAGCACCCGCAAGCGCCGGAAACGCAAGCCGCCGACCGCCGCCGAGUGAGCCAGCCAGCAGCGCAGGAAGCAACAGAACACCCUGCGCUGGUGCAAAAGUGCCGCCCAAAAAGGGAUAAUACGUCCGGCGACCGGCCGGUCGCAACAUUAACCCAGCAAAACCGUGCGCAGUGCAACGCAAACAAAAAAGCAAAAGCAAAAAAGUGCAUCCAAAAACGCCCCGAAGUGUGAGUGAGUGUGCAAAACGUCACGAAUUGUUAGUGUCGGUGCAGUGUGUGAGAAACCGGCCCGUUUGUUUCUGCUUUGAAAAGGAAAGGAAACAAAAACGCAAGCGAGGAACCCUCGCCGUGAGGAAAACCAACAAAAAAAAAGUAAUAUUAACAACCUCAAAUCAAAAAGUGUGUGAUUUGUAACACAAAAAAAAAAACGGUGAAAGUAAAGCAACAAAACCUGAAGAAAAAACACACUCACACCCAACAGUUUUGUGAAACAUCAAUCAAUCAAAUAGUGAAACGAAAUCCCUGUGCAGUAGUGCAAGUGUUUGUUUGUGCAAAGUGCAAAGUGUGCCGAAAGGAACCAGCCAAUCCUCAAUCCAACCAGCGCAGAGAGAGAGAGAGAGCGCGCGGUAGCGCUCGCCCGCGCGGAAAGGACGCUCCAACCAACCUCAGCACCCAACCCCCAUACACACAAUUUGCCAGCCAGCCAGUCACAACCGCAGCCUGCGAUGGCUAAAUUUAUCGCGACACUUUGUCUCCUGUGGCUGUCGGUGCUGGUGCUGGUCGGGUUCGCCGCCCGACCGGUAGCGGCCCGCCGCCACCCGCUGCUGAUCGAGGACGAGGGAGCGCGCCGCAACCGGCCCGCAGAGUGCCAGUUUGGCAAGACCAUACGCGAGCUGCACACGACCUGGUUCGCCGAUUUGGGCCCCCCGUUUGGCGUCAUGUACUGCAUCAUGUGCGAAUGUGUACCGUUCCAGAAGAAGCGUCGCGUCGUGGGCCGCGUCCAGUGUCGCAACAUCAAGAACGAAUGUCCGAAGCCGACCUGUGACGAUCCGAUCCUGCUGCCGGGAAGAUGCUGCAAGACCUGUCCGGGAGAUGCUCAGAGUCCUGACGUGGUGCAAGAUCUUCCCCAGGCGACGAUGCCGGAAGAGGAGGAGCGCAGCAAACACUUUGCGGCCCUGCUGACCGGGCGCACCUCCUCGCUGCUGAAGAAGGACGACAUGGGCACGAUGUACUCGACGCUGAACCCGCAGAACGUGGUCGCGACCGGCCGGUUCUCGUUCCACAAGAAGAACCUCUACUACAGCUUCUACGUGUCGGAGCGGGCGGCCCGGCCCCGCUCGAUCCAGUUCGUGCACGCGAACGGCAACAUCCUGGAGGAGCACACGCUCGCCCUGCCGUCGGACGAGGGCCGGCUGAGCGCGUACCAGAACGGCACCGGCAAGGUGUGCGGCGUGUGGAGGCGCGUGCCGCGCGAAUACCGCCGGCUGCUGCGCGACGAGCUCGUCAGCGUGGUGCUGCUGUGGGGCAGCAAACAUCAGGCCGAGCUGGCAAUUGCCGGCCCGAUCGCCAAGUAUCCGGCCCUCGCGCACGAACUGUUCAGCUCGCUGUUGGAACCGGCAGCGGCGACGACGUCCGACAUGAUGGGCGGGGCGGGCGGUACCGCCAUCGUGUCCACCAGCAGCGGUGUCACCUCCUCCAUCCACCUGACGAUCGUGCUGAACGGGCUGUUCGCGCUGGACGACGUGGCCGACGUGCCGCUGAGCGUGCGGCUCGAGUCGCUCGACAAGCGCCAGCUCAUCCUGGAGGAUGUGCAGCGCGUCCGCAAGCCGGCCCACGACAUCAACGUGCUCGAGGUGUCGUCCCCGGUGUCCGUGAGCGAUCUGCGGCUGCUGACGCGCGGCAAGCUGACGCUCACGGUCGAGUCCCGGCGCCAUCCCGAGCUGCUGCGGCUGCAGGGUCCGGUCCGUGGUCGGGUCGCUUGCGAAGUCUUCCAAACGCUGCUCAGCUCGCACGGGGCGGACGCGCGGAGCGACGCGAGCGGGCUCGCCUGGAUGUACCAGAACCGGGACGGUGCGCUUGUGUACCACGUGCAGACGCACCGGCUGCCCCACCAUCACGGGGCGGCGGCCAGUCCCGUCCUCACGCUGCUCGACGACAGUGCGAAGCGCCGGCCCGAGCUCGAGACGCUCACGCGCGCCUUCACCGGCGAGCACGCGUCCGGCCUGAUCGACCGCAUGGGGCCGCGCGUGCUCGAGCCGCUGUACGCGGGCGAGCUGGCGAUCCAGGUGGCGAACGAACAGAAUCUCACCCUGCUGCACGGCAAGUUCGUGACGCGCCAGGUGGCGGACGCGCGCGACUCGGCCGCCCCGGUGCUGCUGCGCCGCGGCGCGGACGCACCGGCCCCGCUAGCGCACGCGGUCGGGCUCGCCUGGCUCGCGGUCGACAAUGAGUGCAGCCUGCACUAUGACCUCUCGCUCGCCGGCGUCCCGGGCGCCUACCAUCCGCUGCAGCUCUACCUGGAGGAGCUGCCGCUCGAGGCACCGAACGCGCCGGUCGCCCGCCGCCUGCUGGAGGACUUUAGCGGCAACCAGCUGGAGGGCUUCCAGCUCGGGCUGCCGCCGCGCGAGCUCGCCAAGCUCGAGACGAGCGUCAUCUAUCUGGAGGUGCGCUCGAACGGCACCGCCGAGCCGGUGCUGCGGGCCCGCCUCCACACGCCGACGCGCGUCCCACCCCACUGUACCGGCGGGCUGGACAACGAGGUGCAGCAGGACCCGUUCGCCGCGAACGAUGUGCCGACGGUGGCCGCCAACGAGAAGUGCUUCCACUCCGGCCGGUUCUACGACGAGGGCGAAACGUGGCGCAGCGCGGUCGAGGCGUGCACCAUGUGCUCCUGCGACCACCAGCAGUACAAGUGCGAGAAGAUGAAGUGUCCCCCGCUGCGCUGCCGCAAGGAGGACAUCGUGCAGAAGAAGGGCGAAUGCUGCCCGUCCUGUGCCGCUCCGAAAGUGUCGGCCGCACCGGCCCCUCCAGCGGUGGCGCCGCCGCCGGCCCCGGCCAGCAGCAACGGGCGGGGCUGCAGCCUCGGCGACGAGUUCCACGAGGCCGGCACGACCUGGCACCCGUACCUGCACCCGAGCGGCUACGAAACCUGCACCAUCUGCACGUGCGAGCUGUUCACGCUGCAGGUGAAGUGUGCGCGGGCCCAGUGUCCGCCGCUGCCGUGCAGCGACAAGGUCGCCUACCGGCCGGACAAGAAGGCGUGCUGCAAGGUGUGCCCGCAGGUGAAGGAACCGAAGGUGUCGAAGCGGACGCACGGCGCACGGCCGGACGUGCAGUACGAUGAGGCGGGCGGCUCGGCCGGCACGCUCCGGUCGCCGCAGGCGAUACUGGCGGCCGGCGGCUGCCGGUACGAGGAGAACAUCUACGAGAACGGGCAGGAGUACCAUCCGAUACUGGCGACGCACGGCGAGGAGAAGUGCAUCAAGUGCCGGUGCAAGGAUGGGCAGCUUAACUGUAGCCGCAAGCGGUGCAACCGCGCCAUGUGCAACCGGCAGAAUGCGAAGCAGCGUGCACUGCAGCAAUCGCAGCAGCAGCCCGCCGACGAGUGCUGCCAGUGCAGGCCCGCCCGCCACCACCGGAAACGGCAACAGCAGCAGCAGCAGCAGCAACAGCAGACAAGCGUCAAGAGUUGAAUACGAGGUGGCGUUGUGCAGCUGGCCGAGCGAAAGUAGUAGCAGCAGCAGCAGCAGCAGUGGCGUUUAGUAGCGACGCGGAGUGCCCGUGGGUUUCCCUGUGCCAUGUUUGAAGUGUGUUGCUCGCGGGGCUCCGCACCAUCCACACUUACCUGUUUGUUUUUUUUUUUAAUUACCACCAUCCUCUCCAAACCACCCCCCACGCCCCCUCGUCCUGUGCUCUCGCUCUAUCACAACGCCUCUCUCUCUCUCUGUCUCUGUGUGUCUCAGCGAUGUCUCAGAGCGACACCCGCGUGACACGUGUUUGCUGGCGUCAUAAUCGGAACCAUUUUGUAGUGUUCUGUGCGCCGGAGUAUUGUAUUCUUAUUUUUCGAGAAGCUCCGCCACUUUCAUCCCCUCCCUCCCCCCCCCUCUCCCCUCUCCCUUCAUUUCCCAUUGCGCUUUUGCAUUCAGCUUUAGUAAUGCUCCGUUACGCGUGUAACGCCCGCCAAAAACAAAAAAACAAACGUAACACCGCCCGAACGCAUUCUUUGCUCGGUUGGGCAAGGUUUAGUGCAGUGUGCGCCAUCUUGGUGCGCACGUUAUUAAUAAUUGGACCCUUUUUCGAUUAAGAAGAAGAAGAAGAAAACAAAGAUACACAUUCACAAUAGUGUAUGGAGCGUGUGCCGCGCUUCCCCUUCAAGAUCGUAUUAGGGCGAGCGAGCGAGCGAGAGAGAGAGGGAGAGAGAAAGAAUGAGAGAGUGAGAGCAAGGAUCUAUUUAUAUGUACUUUAAAAAGGAAAAAAACCCACACAUACAUAAUACACAUUCAACACAUAAACACACACACACACACAUUUUACAUUUUAACCAUGUAAGGAUAAGGAAUGCAACACGCAUAAUAAUUUUAAUAUCAAAUCGUAUAUCUUAACGUAUCUUGUAGUGAACGUGCACCCGCAACCCACCCACCCACUCACACACACACACAUACAUGCACACGCUUUACGUGUGUCGGUGGCGUGUGUGUCCGGCAUGGGCAUGGGGUACAGGGUAAGCCGAUGAGUGACCUUUUUGAAACGAUAUACCACACACAAACUGAAAAGAACAACAACAACAAAAACCCACAGUAACACACAUACAGCAGCAAGUCCCCCCCCCCCUUAAACCCCCUGUCUGUAUGGAUAUAUAUUCAUAUAUACCUUUUUUAUAUAAAUAUAUAUACAUUUAUAUACCUUGUACAUGUAGGCAAACGUAGGUUAACGGAAUCAUGAUGUACUAACUAGCGCUUAGUACACUACCGAUGUAAGGACACGUAUUUAUUUUUGCAAAACAAAAAACACACACACACACACAUAUACAUACAUGCUCACACACAUACAUACACCCUCACAGAUACGGCAAUUGAACAGGACCGUCUGCGCGAAAAGAAAAUAGGAAAAAACAGAGGAAGAGAGAGAGAGAGAGAGAAAGAGAGAAAGAGAGAGAGAGAGAGAGAGAGAGAGAGAGAGAGAGAGAGAGAGAGAGAGAGAAGGGAUGGAGCGGCGUGUGGAGCGUCGCGUUCUGUGUUGCGCCACUCCACGUACCAAAGCGAUUUAAGGCGGGCAAAUUAGUAGAUCUAGCGAUAGGUUGGGUGCAAGAGAAAGAAAGAGAUAAAGAGAGAGAGAGAAAAAAAAGAGAGCUAGAAAUGAAUCGCGCUCGCGAUGGAAUGGAAUCUUUUCCCAAGGUUGGGUGGGGAGUGCGAAAAGCGAACUUCUUCCCCCCGGAGCAAGCCGGCCCGAUGGGCCCCAAACCAGGAACGACAAACCCGAGAGCUUUUGGUUUUUGGCGUUUUGGCGUUUGUCUGUUGCAUUGCUUUUUUGUUUUGUUUUUGUCGCUUUUGCAAACUACUGAGCGUGUGGCUUGGGAAUAUCAAAACAGGGGAAAAAAAUGGAGGGAAAAAGGUGGCAAAAGGGUGGAAGAGGGGGUUGGGAGGAGACCGGGGGAAACUGCCGGAAAACAGGCUCCCCAGGAACAGGAAAGGAACGCAUUUAAUUUAACCGGUUUAUAGUAGCUUUGUUCGGUGUGUCAGUAUAGGUAAGCGGAAGCGGGCGGAAAGCAGAAAAGCAGGGAAAACGACAGAAGUAAACGAACAGAAAAGGAAGAAGACGAAAAAUAUGAUAAUGAAGAAGAAGAAAAAACGAAAAUGAGAAGAAGAAGAAAAGUAGAAAAAACGAAAACAGAAAAGGAAGCAAACUAAACAAACAAACGAAAGCGCGAAUAGAAAAGGAAGAAUAGGAAGAAUAAAAGGAAGCAAAAAAAAAACAAACAAACAAAAACAAACAAAAACACGCCACCCAUAUUACAUCUUUUUGUCUUUCUUCCGAUGUUGCCCCGGUUUUUUCUCUCCUUCUUUUCUCGGAAAACUCACGGGGCUGAAAGGGCUGGUAGAGCAACUAAGACGUACACUAAGGCCUUUGAGCGCCAUCUAUACGAUUGUGUCUCUGCUUUAAUGCACCGAGCAUCGUCACCCCUGGGGUGGUGUUUUACUGCACUCUUUCGGUGUUUAUUUACUGGUACAAAAAAAGCGAAAAUAGAGAGAGAGAGAGAGACACGAUAAAAAAAUAAAAACAAAAAGGAAAGGGAAGGAGAGGAAAGGCCAAACCUCCGCUCCCUCCUCCCACCCCUUAAAAUCCCAAAAGUCCUAGUAACAAUCCUCGCGCGGAAUGCUGGUCAUAACAGUCAUAUAGUUUUUUUUUGGUUGCUUAAAGCGUAACUAUUUCGCCAUCGUUCCACCAUUUUUUUUUUUUGUUUUAAUUUGUCGAAUCGUUUUUCGCACACCAUGGGGUGGUGUGUGGAUCGCAAAAUUAUUGUAUCAAAAUUAUACAUUACCUUAGUAGUACUUAACAGCAGCAGCAGUAACGUUAUCGAAUGCCAAAAAACAAAGUCAUGAGGGAAGGAAAAAAGGAUGCUUAGGUGUACGGAAGUAAAACAAAAUGCUAAGUAAGAACUUUUUUUAAACGUUUAGGCCUUUCACUUUAAUCGCACUUUUGGUUUCGAGUAAAAGUAGUACUAAGAGAAAAAAUACAAAAGGAAUGGUACGUUUCAAAUCAAUCAAACAAAAACAACACACACAAAAAGAAAAACAGAGAACGUUAUACAAAAUGAUUUCUGCGAAACGAAUACUAGGAGAAUACUUAGAAAGCAAGAAAUGGACAGAGAGAGAGAGAGAGAGAAAGAGAGUGGGAGUGAGAAAGAAAGGAGAAUGAAUAGUAGAGGAAGACAAUACAAAGCAUAGGGCGACAAAACGGCAAAGAAAGAGAAAGAAAAUAAGAAGCAAAAAGUCGAUGCCUCGAUCUCUAGUCAAGCGUCGCACACACGUUGCACGCUCGGGAGGCGAUGUCACGAGCACACUAACUGACUGACUACUGAGCCCCGGUACAAAGUGGGUUUUUUGCUUUACUGAGCGGCAGUGGUGACAGCUGCGAACUGUCACUUUUGGUGUUUGGACGGUCACAAAGCAGCCGUCACAAAUUCAAAUCAAAACACACAUACAGUGGAGACAAAUCGAAUGGAAUUCACACAAUACAAACAGACAAUAAGUACAUUAAAUCACACUUACAUACACUCACACUCGUACACACACACACACACACACACUCACAUACUUUAGGAGGUAAAGCAGAUAGGGAAGAGAGGCAAGCGUUGUGCGCUGCAAGGUUGUUGCGCAGCCAGUCUUAACAAGUCUUACAACAAACAAACAAACAAACAAACAAACCAGCCGCUAAAUACUAAUGACGGUGAUCGAUACCAUAUACACCUAUAUAUACAUUAUAUAUAUAUCUAGAGAUGUAAAACGCAAAAAACUACGGUUACUAUGUCUAAAAUGUAGUAUUUUAAGUAUUACUACCCGCAUACACAUAUACAUAUAUAUAUAUAGAAGCAGAGAUUGCUGUGUACGCGCGCGCCCGACGCCGUACGACUGAUAAGCAUAAUUGCAGCUUUUUUGUUGUUGUUUUUGUUUCCUUCUCCAUCUCCUUCCCUUUUCCUUUCCUGCUCUAACACGGCGUGCCCGGAGUCCGAAUGUCGCAAGCUAGGUUGUAGGUGUUUCCGUUUUGUUUUGUUUGUUCGUCUCGUUUGGUUUUCGUGUAUGCUUCGACUGGGAGCAACGUCACCCUGUGUCACGCUUCGCGUCGUGUCAAGAAGCUGAUCGUGUGUUUCGCGCUGUUUGUAUGUGCAAGAACCCCUUCUGAGGAUGGAGCGUAGAAGAGUCAGGGUACCCAGUGGCAAACUCUAAGCUCAGUAAAUGAAACUCCCACGGCUUCAUGUUUGCUGGACUGCGUUACGGCAGGCAAACUAGGAAAAGCAAAACCUCCCUAACUUAAAAAAAACGAUGGUCAGUGCACACUACAAAAUGGUAGCGAUGGGUAAUUGGCAGCCAAGAAUACAAAAAAAAUAGAUAAUGAAAACACACACACACACAACAACUCUUCCCGUUUUGGUUACCACUUACCAAAGAAGACUGAAUAUUUUAACAGUAUACAGAAGCGAAAGAGCGAAAAAUAAUAAGCAAAACCAAACAGGCACAAACAGAAAGCAAAACAAAAACAGGAUGGUGGGAGGGGAGCGGGUGGGGGGGAAAUGCCCAACACUCCAGCUAGCGCGCUAACCCGUGCGCAUCUUCACGACUUGGCGGUUGUAAUCCAGCUUAGUAGCUUUGGUAGUAAGCAGUCGGUAGUGAUGGUCAUAGUAGAGCGAUUGGGUGAAGCAACCCAUCCCUAAUGUUAGUUUUCUUUAAUUAUUGUUUUCUUUUUACUAAACUGUCUGUAUUUAAAAUGUAAACCGAGAGCUUUAGCCGCACUGGGUGGCUGGACAUUCUGUCGAAAACUUAGUGGUAGGUUGCAGGGAUCGAACCGAUUUGUUUGUACAAAAAGGUGUAGAGAAUAUGUUAGAGGCGAGAGAGAGAGAGAGAGAAGCAGACGGAGAGAGAGAAAGAGAGCGAGAGAGGGAGGAGACUCAAUGCAAACAUGGGAUGGAAGUUAGAUAGUUAGAAGAAGUCGGUUUUUUAAACUCUUACGCACAUCAAACGUGUACUACGUGUAGGUCAAGACGGCAAGCUGAGGGCUAGUGGGCGUUGGAAAACGCAAGUACAAGACGGAGAAGAAAGCUUGGUGGAACAAAAUUGGACAGUAUUCAUUUUGAAAACCCCAAGAAACGGAAAAACAAACAUAGAAACCAACGCCGCAACGUAGCGUAACUAAAGAUUGUUCGAAAUAUCUCUUUUUUUAACCGCAAAAUCCUCCGUUCCUCCCAGUGCACACCGGGAACCGCUAUUGCUUAGGAAGGGCGUAUUAGAUGCGUAACCUAAUUGCGCAGAAAAGCGUUGCCAGAAUAACAAAUAAACAAAUAGAAAUCGCAAGCGAAAACAGUUUCGAAAUUCGGAACGGUCUCUGCCAGGUGUGGCACUGAGCAAACGCGCAUUAUUAUUAAUGAAAUAAAACCAACCAACUAAGAGCUACAAACACUUAACGAAAA